AUGAAGCAUUUUCUGAGAGUGGUGACCCAGUUCUUCGUGUUCCUCUACUGUAAGUGUCUGUGGAGGGGCCUCAAGUUUGUCGCCAGGAAGUUUACUGGGCGCUGUGAGCUGCAGCGAAUCUGCUACAACAACAAGCAUGGAGCUCGCAGGACACACAAGAUUGAAUCGUCUCUGAGGUACUCCAAGAAUGAGCUGCUGCAGUCUGCCCUCAGCGUGCAUCCUGAUAAAGUGGAGAAAACCAUUGACGACAUCAUGGCGCUGAAGAAGAUUAACCCCGACACCAACCCACAGUUGGGCAUCUCUCUUCAGGCCAGCUUGCUGCAAAUUGUGGGCUACAGGAGUCUGGUGGCGGAGGUGGAGAAGCUGCGUAGGGAGCCUUACGACUGUGAGAACCCCGAGCACGAGGAGAUGCUGAUGAAGCUGUGGAAGGAGCUGCGUCCUGACAGCCCUCUCACCGGUCGCAUCUCUAAACAGUGGUGUGAAAUCGGUUUCCAAGGCAGCGAUCCCAAGACUGAUUUCAGAGGCAUGGGCCUGCUGGGUCUGCACAACCUGCUGUAUUUCGCAGAACAUGAUAAAGCCACCGCUCUGCAGAUGCUCCACGACUCACUGCAACCAAAAUGUAAAGACACUGGUAAAAUUGAGAUAAACAAGCCUGAAUGGGAACAGAAGAACCUUGACAAAGCUAUCGGAUACUCUUUUGCCAUUGUGGGCAUCAACAUCACAGACCUGGCCUACUCUCUGCUGGUGAGUGGAGCUCUGAAGACCCACCUGUACAACGUGGCCCCAGAGAUGCCGAGCCUGCAGCACGUCCAGCAGACCUUCUGUUACCUGAUGCAGGAAUUUCACCGUUUCUGGAUCGAGGAGGAUCCCAGCGACAUCAUGGAGUUCAACCGGGUCCGCUCCAAGUUCCACCGGAGGAUCCUGAAACAGCUGAAGAACCCGGACAUGGCCCUGUGCCCCCACUUCUCCGCCUCCGACCUCCACCUGGUCAACCUCUAA
This is a messenger RNA of Anoplopoma fimbria (sablefish), 999 nucleotides long. It is a transcript of the gene elmod1, whose product is annotated as ELMO/CED-12 domain containing 1. The record is from RefSeq and is a predicted model, not a curated record. The transcript is spliced from 11 exons. The coding region runs from base 1 to 999 and encodes 332 amino acids. Gene Ontology annotation, molecular function: GTPase activator activity. Lineage: Eukaryota; Metazoa; Chordata; Actinopteri; Perciformes; Anoplopomatidae.